GCUCUGUUCCGCUUCCGGGGGACGCGCGCGCCGCUGCCCGGGUUGUUGGUGGGACCGUGAAGGCCAUGGACGUCUUACGCCGCGGUAUCUAGCUCGUGGCCCCGGCUCAGCAGCUGAUACUUGGUAGUGCACCAGGUCCCCGCUGCCUGGCGUUGCUUUCGUUUUCUACUGGAGCGGAAGGAGAGUGCAACCAUGGCGGCCCCUGCGCAGCCCAAGAAAAUCGUGGCGCCUACGGUGUCCCAAAUCAAUGCGGAGUUCGUGACACAGUUAGCAUGUAAAUACUGGGCUCCUCACAUCAAGAAAAAAUCGCCUUUUGAUAUAAAGGUUAUUGAAGAGAUAUAUGAGAAAGAAAUUGUCAAAUCGAGAUUUGCCAUCAGAAAGAUAAUGCUGUUGGAAUUUAGCCAGUAUCUUGAAAAUUAUCUCUGGAUGAAUUAUUCUCCAGAGAUGUCCAGCAAGGCUUAUUUAAUGUCCAUCUGCUGCAUGGUGAAUGAGAAGUUCAGAGAAAAUGUCCCUGCAUGGGAGACCUUUAAGAAGAAGCCAGACCACUUCCCGUUCUUUUUUAAGUGUAUCCUGACUGCAGCAUUAGCCGAAACUGAUGGUGAAUUUUCCCUCCAUGAACAGACAGUCCUGCUGCUUUUCCUUGAUCAUUGUUUCAACAGUUUGGAAGUGGACUUGAUACGAAGUCAAGUACAGCAGCUUAUCUCCCUCCCAAUGUGGAUGGGCUUACAACCUGCACGAUUGGAAUUAGAAUUAAAAAAGACUCCCAAGCUAAGGAAAUGUUGGAACUUGAUUAAAAAGAAUGAUGAAAAGAUGAAUCCAGAAGCAAGAGAACAAGCCUAUCAAGAGAGAAGAUUUCUUUCACAACUCAUCCAGAAGUUUAUCUCUGUGCUGAAAUCAGUUCCACUUUCUGAACCUGUCACUAUGGACAAAGUUCAUUACUGUGAAAGAUUCAUUGAACUUGCGAUUGAUCUAGAGGCUUUGCUCCCCACAAGACGUUGGUUUAAUACCAUCCUGGAUGACUCCCACCUUUUGGUUCACUGUUACCUUUCCAAUCUUGUUCGUAGAGAAGAAGAUGGCCAUCUUUUUUCCCAGCUUCUCGACAUGCUUAAGUUCUAUACUGGCUUUGAAAUUAAUGACCAAACUGGGAAUGCCCUGACAGAGAAUGAGAUGACCACAAUUCACUACGAUAGAAUUACUUCUUUACAGAGAGCUGCUUUUGCACACUUCCCUGAACUCUAUGAUUUUGCCCUCUCCAAUGUUGCAGAAGUAGAUACUCGAGAAUCAUUGGUCAAGUUUUUUGGACCUCUUAGUUCAAACACACUCCAUGAGGUGGCAUCAUACCUCUGCUUGUUGCCAACCCUUCCUAAAAAUGAAGACACAUCUUUUGAUAAAGAAUUUCUUCUAGAAUUGCUGGUAUCCCGUCAUGAACGUCGCAUUUCUCAGAUUCAGCAGUUGAAUCAGAUGCCUUUGUAUCCAACUGAGAAAAUUAUAUGGGAUGAAAACAUUGUCCCAACUGAGUACUAUUCUGGGGAAGGUUGCCUUGCUCUCCCCAAGUUAAAUUUGCAGUUUCUGACUCUUCAUGACUAUCUCCUAAGGAAUUUUAAUCUCUUCCGCUUAGAAUCAACUUACGAAAUUAGGCAAGACAUUGAGGAUAGCGUCAGCAGAAUGAAGCCGUGGCAGUCUGAGUACGGUGGUGUAGUGUUUGGCGGCUGGGCACGGAUGGCGCAGCCCAUCGUGGCUUUCACUGUAGUUGAGGUUGCCAAACCCAACAUUGGUGAAAACUGGCCAACCCGAGUUCGUGCAGAUGUCACCAUCAAUCUGAAUGUCAGAGAUCACAUCAAAGAUGAAUGGGAAGGUCUUCGUAAACAUGAUGUGUGCUUUUUGAUUACUGUACGUCCCACAAAACCUUACGGAACUAAAUUUGACCGCAGGAGACCUUUUAUUGAGCAGGUUGGCCUGGUGUAUGUCCGAGGCUGUGAAAUCCAGGGCAUGUUGGAUGAUAAAGGGCGUGUCAUUGAAGACGGACCUGAACCUAGACCUAAUCUUAGAGGAGAAUCAAGGACAUUUCGAGUGUUUUUGGAUCCAAACCAGUAUCAGCAGGAUAUGACCAAUACUAUACAGAAUGGAGCAGAAGAUGUGUAUGACACUUUUAAUAUAAUAAUGAGGAGGAAACCAAAGGAAAAUAACUUCAAGGCUGUGCUGGAGACCAUUCGGAACCUGAUGAAUACUGAUUGUGUGGUACCUGACUGGCUGCAUGAUAUCAUUUUAGGUUACGGAGACCCAAGCAGUGCCCAUUACUCAAAAAUGCCCAAUCAGAUUGCCACCCUUGAUUUCAAUGAUACAUUUCUCUCCAUUGAGCAUUUGAAAGCCAGCUUUCCUGGUCACAAUGUUAAAGUAACUGUGGAUGACCCAGCUCUACAGAUACCCCCUUUCAGGAUUACUUUUCCAGUAAGAAGUGGAAAGGGGAAGAAAAGAAAAGAUGCCAGUGGUGAAGAUGAUGACACUGAAGAGGCAAAAACUUUAAUUGUUGAACCUCAUGUUAUUCCUAAUAGGGGUCCUUACCCUUAUAACCAGCCUAAACGUAAUACAAUUCAGUUCACUCAUACACAGAUAGAAGCCAUCCGUGCUGGGAUGCAGCCUGGGCUGACUAUGGUUGUGGGACCACCUGGUACAGGAAAAACAGAUGUGGCAGUUCAAAUCAUAUCCAACAUCUACCACAAUUUCCCAGAACAGAGGACUCUUAUUGUUACUCAUUCCAAUCAGGCCCUGAACCAGUUGUUUGAGAAAAUCAUGGCGUUAGAUAUUGAUGAGCGUCACCUAUUACGUCUUGGUCAUGGAGAAGAAGAGCUGGAGACCGAGAAAGAUUUCAGCAGAUAUGGAAGAGUUAAUUAUGUCUUGGCUCGAAGAAUAGAACUUUUAGAAGAAGUCAAACGAUUGCAAAAGAGCCUAGGGGUUCCAGGAGACGCCUCAUACACUUGUGAAACCGCAGGCUAUUUUUUCUUAUAUCAGGUGAUGUCUCGUUGGGAAGAAUAUAUCAGCAAAGUGAAAAAUAAAAGUAGUACAUUGCCAGAUGUUGCAGAAAUCUCCACUUUCUUUCCUUUCCAUGAAUAUUUUGCAAAUGCUCCUCAGCCAAUUUUUAAGGGCAGAUCUUAUGAAGAAGACAUGGAAAUUGCUGAAGGAUGUUUUAGGCAUAUUAAGAAAAUCUUUACUCAGCUUGAGGAAUUCAGAGCCUCUGAACUACUUCGAAGUGGACUAGACCGAUCCAAGUAUCUUUUGGUGAAAGAAGCUAAGAUCAUUGCUAUGACCUGUACUCAUGCUGCCUUAAAACGACAUGACUUGGUCAAGUUAGGUUUCAAGUAUGAUAACAUUUUAAUGGAAGAGGCUGCUCAAAUUCUGGAGAUAGAAACCUUUAUACCUCUCCUUCUACAGAAUCCUCAAGAUGGAUUUAGCCGGCUAAAACGAUGGAUUAUGAUUGGUGAUCAUCACCAGUUACCACCAGUCAUUAAGAACAUGGCCUUUCAAAAAUAUUCAAACAUGGAGCAGUCCCUUUUCACUCGCUUUGUCCGUGUCGGGGUUCCUACUGUGGAUCUUGAUGCUCAGGGUAGAGCCAGAGCAAGCUUGUGUAACCUCUACAACUGGCGGUAUAAGAACCUUGGCAACUUACCCCAUGUGCAGCUCUUGCCAGAGUUCAGUACAGCAAAUGCUGGCUUGCUGUAUGACUUCCAGCUCAUUAAUGUUGAAGAUUUUCAGGGAGUGGGAGAAUCUGAACCUAAUCCUUACUUUUAUCAGAAUCUUGGAGAGGCAGAAUAUGUAGUAGCACUUUUUAUGUACAUGUGCUUACUUGGUUACCCUGCGGACAAAAUUAGUAUUCUCACAACAUACAAUGGGCAAAAGCAUCUUAUUCGUGACAUCAUCAAUAGACGAUGUGGGAAUAAUCCAUUGAUUGGAAGACCAAACAAGGUGACAACUGUUGAUAGAUUUCAAGGUCAACAGAAUGACUAUAUUCUUCUUUCUCUAGUACGAACAAGGGCAGUGGGUCAUCUGAGGGAUGUUCGUCGCUUAGUGGUGGCCAUGUCCAGAGCUAGACUUGGACUCUAUAUCUUCGCUAGAGUGUCCCUCUUCCAAAAUUGCUUUGAACUGACUCCAGCUUUCAGCCAGCUAACAGCCCGCCCACUUCAUUUGCAUAUAAUUCCAGCAGAACCUUUUCCAACCACUAGAAAGAAUGGUGAAAGCCCACCUCAGGAAGUGCAGAUAGUGAAGAAUAUGCCCCAGAUGGCAAACUAUGUGUACAACAUGUAUCUGCAUUUAAUACGGACAACACAUCAUUAUCAUCAGGCUUUCUUACAACUACCACCUGCUAUGGUAGAAGAAGGGGAGGAAAUGCCAAGCCAAGAAACAGAACUAGAAACAGAAGAAGCUAUGGCUGCCCCAGAUGACAUCAUACCCAGUCCAACAGAUGCCAGCUGCAGUCAAGAGCCCCCAGCUACUCAGCCUGACACCACCACGGGUCAGGCUCAGGCCACCUUUGAUAAGACUGAGAUGACUCCUAGUCCAACAGAAGCCGUCCCUUCUGUGUGUCAGGUGUCUACAGCAAGACCUGCUUCUCCACAGGCACAGGCUGCCACCCCUCAAGAUACCACCCUAGAAGAGACCCAGUAGCCAAACUACAGCCUUUCUUGGGAAGGACAUUUCAUUCAUAAAGUUACUUUUAUAUUUUAUAUUUGCUCUUGCUGUUUAAAAGGCACUAACUGAUGUUCAGUCAUUACUUUCGUUCGCUAGUUUUCUUGUUAUGUAUAUUUCUUGUACAUAUCUUUAAAAAUUGUUUUAUGGGCAACUCUUGUUUCAUUUGUUGAAUCAGGCAAAUAACCAUUCCUUUGAUAUUUUGAUAAAAUGUAUCUAUAAUCUUAUGCACAUUAAAAUAAUUUUCAGGACUGAGGAUUUAGCUCAGCGGCAUAAACACCUGCCUUAAAAGUGCACGAUUGUGAGUUCAAUCCCUGAUACCGAUAUACACAAAUAAAUAAAAUUUUCUGUAAGAUGCUUAAGACAUAUUUCAUGUCUUUAGUAAACUUCUCUUAAAUACUGGAUUUAAGCAUCAAUGCCCUUGAGCCAAGGUGCAAAUUGUUUCUGACAUAAUGCUCAAAUUCUGUUGCUGUUUUUAUACUUUUUCUAUAAAAGUAUUAAAAGCCAUAAGAUAAAAUUUU
This is a messenger RNA of Cavia porcellus (domestic guinea pig), 5201 nucleotides long. It is a transcript of the gene Aqr, whose product is annotated as aquarius intron-binding spliceosomal factor. Gene Ontology annotation, cellular component: catalytic step 2 spliceosome. The transcript is spliced from 35 exons. The coding region runs from base 193 to 4659 and encodes 1488 amino acids. Gene Ontology annotation, biological process: mRNA splicing, via spliceosome. Gene Ontology annotation, molecular function: mRNA binding; helicase activity. The record is from RefSeq and is a predicted model, not a curated record. Lineage: Eukaryota; Metazoa; Chordata; Mammalia; Rodentia; Caviidae.